AUGCCAUGCCACCCCAAUAUUGGCAAGUCGGGACCCUUCGUGCAAGCAUAUCAGUGCACUAACAGGAUUUCCAACCACGCAGUUGGCCAUGUGUUGGGCGCCCAACAGACGUGUCAACGACUCACCUUCCGUGGUGGCCACGAACUUCACCGCCAUUGGCUUGGGUUCUCCACCUGCAGCCGGCCCAGAAUGCAGCCGCCCAUGGCACAUCAGACGCCGGGGGGCCUCGCUCGAGAAGAGUACAAAUUGGGGCCGUGUCUCGUCACCGAGGACUGCCCGCUCCUCUUGAUGUUUGACCGCAGGCGAAGGGCGGCUGCCAUAGAUUGGCAGCCUCCAAACAAAAAACAUAUCUGGUGCUACGGUACCGCCAAGGCGGAGUAG
Messenger RNA from Clonostachys byssicola, 381 nucleotides. NCBI's taxonomy places the organism in Eukaryota, Fungi, Ascomycota, Sordariomycetes, Hypocreales, Bionectriaceae. The record is from the annotation of a GenBank genome assembly.